Trichoderma gamsii is the source of this 372-nucleotide messenger RNA. RefSeq lists its product as hypothetical. The record is from RefSeq and is a predicted model, not a curated record. The transcript has 2 exons. The coding region runs from base 1 to 372 and encodes 123 amino acids. NCBI's taxonomy places the organism in Eukaryota, Fungi, Ascomycota, Sordariomycetes, Hypocreales, Hypocreaceae.
AUGCAAUUCACUACUGCCAUCGCUCUUCUUCUCACCGCCGCCACCGGUGCCAUCGCAGCUCCUGGCGGCCACGGCGUUCACACUCCUCCUCCUCCUCCCCCUCCCCCCCAGAACGUUGGUACCAACACCAACUACCAGUCCAACAACUGCGGCAAUGGUGCUUCGCCAUACUGCUGCAGCGCUGAAACCGAUGCUCUGGGCUCAAGCUACUGGGAGUGCUCUAACAUCAAUGAUACUUGCAACUCUAUCACUGUUUGCUGCAACAACAACAACCAGAACAUCAACCAGCAGGGAGACCACAACAGCGAGGACAACAACAGCGGCAACCAGUCUUGCAGCGCCUUUGGACAACAGAAGGUUAUUUACAAAUAA